Messenger RNA from Entrophospora sp. SA101, 2979 nucleotides. The record is from the annotation of a GenBank genome assembly. Lineage: Eukaryota; Fungi; Glomeromycota; Glomeromycetes; Entrophosporales; Entrophosporaceae.
AUGAAACAAAGAUUCUCUGCACUUGACAUAAGAGCUACUGUAUACAAUUUAAAAGAAAGAAUUGUUGGAUUAAGGUUGCAAAAUAUAUAUGACAUCAAUUCAAAAACAUACCUGCUCAAAUUUUCAAAGCCGGAUCGAAAAGAAUUACUAUUGAUUGAGUCCGGUAUUCGAAUUCACACAACACAAUUUUCUCGUGACAAAUCAAAUGCUCCUUCGAUGUUUUGUCUGAGGAUUCGAAAAUAUUUGAAAUCACGUAGAUUAACAGAUGUGAGACAAUUGGGUGUUGACAGAAUAAUUGAUUUUGAAUUUGGUGCUGUUGGAGAUGGUAUCACAUAUCAUAUAAUUGCAGAAUUUUAUGCUUCAGGAAAUAUCAUUGUUACGGAUAAUGAGUACAGGAUUUUAGCUUUACUUCGUAUUGUCCAACCUAAAGAGAAUGAGAGGAUGGUAGUUGGUCAAAUAUAUAAUGUAAAUGCGACGGCUCGUAUGCAGGACCCUGUUUCAAUAAAACGAUUACAAGAAAUAUUUGAUACUACAGAAUCAAAAGAAACCAAAGAACAAUUAAAAAAAUUUUUGAAUGCAAAAUUAAAUUAUGGUCAAGCAUUAACUGAACAUGCUCUUCGCGUUUCAAAAUUAGAUCCUAAUAUGAAGGUUGGCACUAUUAUUGAUAAAUCAUCAUCAUCACCAUCGGAGGCUUCUCCUUAUUUGACUGCAUUGGAAGCUGGUUUUGCUGAAGCAGACAAAAUUAUUGAAGAUUGUGCAAAUAAAACACAAAAGGGGUAUAUUAUUUUGCUUCAACAUGUGGAAACCUUUAAAAAUCCAAAAGAUAAUGAUGAUGAUGGUGAAAAAACACAACAAGAAGAUUUGGUAACAUACAACGAAUUUCAUCCAUUUUUGUUUGAACAGCAUAAAACAAAAAUAUACAAAGAAUUUGAUUCUUUUGAUUUAGCGGUAGACGAGUAUUACUCUUCAUUAGAGAGUCAAAAACUUAUUUUGAAGCAAAGGAAUCAAGAACACGCAGCAAAAGAAAAAUUGGAUGCAAUUAAAAAAGAACAAUAUUCCCGUGUUGAAAGUCUUCAGAAUGCUCAAAUAAGUAAUAUCAAAAAGGCUAAAUUAAUUGAAUCUAAUAUUGAAUUGGUGGAUCAAGCUAUUUUAAUUAUUAGGAAUGCAAUUGCCAGCUCAUUUGAUUGGAAAGAUUUGGAAAAUUUAGUAGCCGAAGAGAAAAAACGUGAUAACCCUAUUGCUAAUGUGAUUGCUGGCUUCAAAUUGGAGGUUAAUAUGAUUACUUUAUUAUUAAGUGAAAAUACGCAAUUAAAUGAUGAUACAUUUUAUGAUUCUUCGGAUGAUGAUUUUGAAAAGGAAGAUUCAUCUGUAAAUAAAAUACAUGAAAAAGUAGAUGUUGAUAUAUAUUUGUCAGCAUUCGCUAAUGCUAGAAAAUAUUAUGAUGUGAAGAAACAAUCAGCAAUCAAACAAGAAAAAACAUUAGCUGUCGCUGAUAAAGCCUUCAAAAGUGCUGAACAAAAAAUUAGACAAGAUUUAAAAGAAUCAAAAAUAACAAUAUCUAUAAAUAAAAUAAGAAAACCAUUUUGGUUUGAAAAGUUUCUUUGGUUUAUUUCAUCCGAGAAUUAUCUUGUUAUCGCUGGACAUGAUGCUCAACAAAAUGAAAUAUUGGUUAGAAGACACUUAAAAAAAGGCGACGUAUACGUUCAUGCUGACUUACACGGUGCAGCUUCAGUAAUUGUGAAAAAUAAUAAAGAAGGUCAACAGAUUCCGCCUAGUACAUUAUAUCAAGCUGGUGUUAUGUCUGUAUGCCAAAGUAAAGCUUGGGAUGCAAAGAUUGUUAUUAGUGCAUAUUGGGUGGAUGCUGAUCAGGUAUCUAAAACUGCACCUACGGGUGAAUAUUUGACAACUGGUUCAUUUAUGAUUCGUGGCAAAAAGAACUUUUUACCACCUGUACAAUUAAUAUAUGGAUUUGGAUUGUUGUUUCGAUUGGAUGAACAAAGCAUUCCAAGUCACUUAAAUGAACGUCGACCACUGUUUGUUGAAGAUAAUUUUCUUCAAAAUAAAAAAUCUUUAAAUUCCGAAUCAACCAUUAAAAGUAAUUUUAGUAGUAAAAAUCAAGAAACAGAUAUAAACGGUAUAACAUGGGAUAAAUAUAAUUUAGAUGAAUAUGGUGUUGAUCAAGAUGAUAUUAUUGAUUUUAAUUAUAAUAAUAGUCCUCAAAAAAAGCAAGAAAAUGAAGAAAAAACUAAAAAACAUGUAUCAGCCAAAGAAAGAAAACUAUUGAAAAAACAAAAGCAAGGGACCAAUUUAGAAAACUCGGAUAAUUCCAUUGUAGUGGAAAAUUUCAAUAUAGCAAACGAAUCUAAAGGAAAAACUCAAAAAAACCAAACAACACAGAAUAAAUCAUCGGUACAAUUACCACGUGGUAAAAAAGGCAAACUAAAAAAAUUAAAGGAAAAAUAUGCAGAUCAAGAUGAAGAAGAAAGAUUAUUACGUAUGGAGUUACUUGGUUCUAAUAAAGCGCCUCAGAUAAAAGUAUCACAUACACAGGAAAUUGAAAAUAAAGAACAAAUUGCCGAAAAUGGAAAUCUUGUAGGAAAUAAAGAUGACGGGGAGGAUGAUGCAGAUGAAAUAAAAAAUCGAGAAAGCACUGUUGUGUUAGAAAAUGAAAUAAUAGAAAAUUUAGAUAAAUUAACAGGAUCACCUUUACCCGAUGAUAUAUUACUUUUUGCCAUUCCUGUUUGCGCACCAUAUAUUGCAUUACAAAAAUAUAAAUAUAAAGUAAAGUUAAAGCCUGGGUCUAUGAAAACCGGAAAAGCUUGCAAAACAGCUAUAAACUUUUUUCAAAAUGAUUCAAACAUAACACCACAUGAAAAAGAGUUAAUAAAAUGUAUACCAGACACAGAAAUGCUUUCUGUCAUGUUGGGUACUUAUCAAAGAAUCUAUAGUCAAGCUAAGCAUUAUCAGCAAUGGAAAUAA